Micromonas commoda is the source of this 610-nucleotide messenger RNA. RefSeq lists its product with no specific name. The record is from RefSeq and is a predicted model, not a curated record. Lineage: Eukaryota; Viridiplantae; Chlorophyta; Mamiellophyceae; Mamiellales; Mamiellaceae. The coding region runs from base 10 to 333 and encodes 107 amino acids. The transcript has 2 exons.
CUCAAGGACAUGGGCCUGGCCCAGGCCAAGGUCGUCACCAUGGACGACAAGACGACCAUGGAGAUCACCCUCAAGCCCGGUUUCGACUGGGUCAAGGAGGUCUCCCCGAAGCUCCCCGGCUGCCCCGAGUGGUGCCCCGCCAACCACUUCGGCUACCUCCAGUCCGGAACCAUGAAGAUCAACUACAAGGACGGCUCCACCGAGACCGUCAACGCUGGAUCCAGCUACAACAUCCCUCCCGGUCAUCUCCCCGAGGUGAUCGGCGACGUCCCCUGCGUGAUGGUUGAGUUCAGCCAGUCCACCGCCGCGGUCGUCAAGGAGAUGAAGGAUUGAACGAGCCGCGCGAAACGCCGCGAAAUCCACGUCAUUCCGAUGCCUCGCGCCAUUUCCGCGCCGGGACCUUAGCGCUUUUGUAGUGGCAGCCGAUACCAUCGCGCCCGAGUCACGUGCCGUCCGCGCUCGCGCGAUAUCCCGCCCGCGUUUCCGACCCGUCGAUGAGGCGGGUGAAGCCGGGUGAAGCCCAGCCUCGGCGUCGAGUCGCACGGGCGUGUUUUCGGCCCGCGUGCCAGCUCACGGAUAUGUUCUGAAUGUUCAUUUUGCAUGUUCCUCC